CGCGCACGUGACUUCAUCACGUGUAUCACAGAAAUAGCGCAUGUCAAGUCAACGUCGUUACGUCUGUGAGCAACUUGUGUCUCACUGGUGCAGGCUCUCAGGCCGCCCUUCCUUCUUUAACUAUUCCCUGUUAACUUCCAAAAAAUGCUCCCAUGGAGCAAUUCCAGUGCGACGCCCUUGUCGCGACUUCUCUCCUUUAUCGUUACUUUGUUCUCCUUUCUACCACACAUAUCAUGGGCUUCAGAAUGGAUCGACUAUUCGCCAGGUGGAUAUGCUACUAUGACACACUACAGUCUUCCAGAAAAUUUCAUUGCAGCAUGCGGGUGUACAUCCACCAGCACAAAUUAUCCAACUGCUGCAAUGAAUCAAAUGGCAUAUGGCAGCAGUACAUCUUACGGCCCCGCUUGUGGACAAUGCUUUAAUCUCACCCUGUUAAAUUCUUUCCUUUCGAAUCCCCCUUUCUACCCCAAUGUUACAAAGUCAGUGGUCGUAAAAGUCACCGACUUAUGUCCACUAUCUCUUUCCGGCUGGUGUAAUGCAACUACUCAUGGACCGAACGCUGGUGGUCAUUACUUGAAUUUUGACCUCGCAUGGCCAUCAUCUUCGAUUCCAAAUGAUUUCUUUCCAUCAGAUGAACCACUUUAUGGUCAUACUGACUUUGGCGUCUGGAAUAUCAGUUACCAGUCGGUCUCCUGUACAAAUUGGGAGGGCUGGAAUCACGUUGCUGCUCUCGGGAGCGUAGCUAACUUAGGAUACAGCGCAUGCUGUCCUGACGAUCCAGCUGCAAGUACUAAUGAUACUUGUCCGUCGUAUUCUGACAACAAUGGCAUCCCACCUGACACGCAAACAUCUGGAUUCGUUAUAUCCCCGUCAAAUUCGCUCCUUCCUAUUAUCACGCUCGCUGUAUCGCUAUUAUCGCACAUGUUGUAAUUUCUUCCGUUGUCCGGCUUCGUGGUUUUCUUAGCAUACCCCGAACCCAUUGGGGUGAGCUCGUACAAAAACAAUGGCUACUCCAUACAACA
Molecule: messenger RNA, 1022 nt
Organism: Suillus subaureus
Lineage: Eukaryota; Fungi; Basidiomycota; Agaricomycetes; Boletales; Suillaceae
Product: RlpA-like double-psi beta-barrel-protein domain-containing protein-containing protein
Exons: 6
Coding region: 145-930 (261 amino acids)
Source: RefSeq, a predicted model, not a curated record